AUGGAGAGCGGGAGGACACUCUUAAAACACAUCUUUACCUGCAUCCUGGGAGCAGUGUUGUUCUUCCUUGUAUAUCUCUACUUUGACGGGAAAUCAGGGAGGUGGGAUGCUCCAGGUCACAGAAGAGUAGCAGGACCAUCAGCAGCAGCAGCAGCAGCAGCAGCAGUAGAACUACAAUGGGAGGAUCCUGGUCCGUAUCAUGUGGCCUAUCCCCGAAACUACAAAUUCAUCCUGGAUGACACGCCGACAUGUAAGAGCACAACCCCUUUCCUGGUCCUGAUGGUUCCGGUUGCACCCAGUGACGUGGCGGCUCGGGACGCAAUCCGGAGGACAUGGGGAAAUGAGAAACUGGUUCUCGGUCAGCUGGUUGAGACCCUCUUCAUUCUGGGCCUGCCUGGAGGAGCUGAUGCACAUCAGCAGCAGGAGAAGCUCAAACAGGAGAACCUGCAGCACCGUGACCUGAUCCAGAGUAACUUCCAGGACAGCUACCGCAAUCUGACCAUCAAGACCAUGAUGAUGCUGGAGUGGCUGGCUGCGCACUGUGUCAAGGCCUCCUAUGUCAUAAAGAUUGACUCAGACAUGUUACUCCAUGUCCAGAAUUUGGUUAAACUGUUGCUGGAUCCCAGCACGGCCAAGCAAAACUACAUGACGGGUUUGGUGUGGUGGCACAGCCCGGUUUUAAGAAACCCAUUCAACAAGUUCUACAUACCGAGAGAUGUGAUUGCCGAGCCAGAGUACCCCCCAUAUCCCCUGGGCAUGUCCUACGUCAUGUCCUUGGACCUGCCUGGGAAGAUCCUGGGAGUCUCUCCUCAGAUUAAACCUUUGUACAUUGAAGACGUCUACCUGGGUAUGUGCCUAAAACACCUGAGCGUCUCUCCAACCGACCCUCCGGAAAAGACCAUGUUCAUUGUCGACCCCUUGCAUCCUCUGAGCGCCUGCAGCCUUUCAAAAGUGAUCGCUGUGACAACGACCAGCAUCCCACAGAUGACUAGCUACUGGCAGAGGAGCAGACAGCCAGAAUCUAAAUGCUGA
This is a messenger RNA of Chelmon rostratus (copperband butterflyfish), 1032 nucleotides long. Its product is annotated as beta-1,3-galactosyltransferase 5-like. The record is from RefSeq and is a predicted model, not a curated record. Gene Ontology annotation, cellular component: membrane. The transcript has a single exon. Gene Ontology annotation, molecular function: N-acetyl-beta-D-glucosaminide beta-(1,3)-galactosyltransferase activity. Bases 1 to 1032 code for a protein of 343 amino acids. Lineage: Eukaryota; Metazoa; Chordata; Actinopteri; Chaetodontiformes; Chaetodontidae.